Molecule: messenger RNA, 624 nt
Organism: Aspergillus wentii DTO 134E9
Lineage: Eukaryota; Fungi; Ascomycota; Eurotiomycetes; Eurotiales; Aspergillaceae
Product: MutT/nudix family protein
Exons: 4
Coding region: 1-624 (207 amino acids)
Biological process (GO): nucleoside phosphate metabolic process; ribose phosphate metabolic process
Cellular component (GO): nucleus; cytosol
Molecular function (GO): ADP-ribose diphosphatase activity
Source: RefSeq, a predicted model, not a curated record
AUGUCGGAACCAAAGUACGCAAAGUCCAAGCUCAUCUCGCGGGGUCCAUUGGACCCCAAAGAAGCUAGAUGGGCCAGAAUGAUCAAGACCACAUACGUCGAUCCCAACGGAGUCGAGAGGACCUGGGAAUCUGCUGAGCGCCAGACCAGACCCGCAAACUGCGCCAUUGAUGGCGUUGGCAUCGUGACGAUUCUCGAAAAGCCUACAGGCCCCGAGUUGCUUCUACAAAAACAGUACCGGCCCCCAGUUGAUAAGGUUGUUAUUGAGGUUCCUGCUGGGUUGAUUGAUGCCGGGGAGACGGUGGAGAAUUGUGCCGUGCGGGAGCUCAAGGAGGAGACGGGGUAUGUUGGGGUUGCGGAGCAGACUAGCAGUAUUAUGUAUAACGACCCUGGAUUUUGCAACACCAAUCUCAACAUGGUCCACGUUCGUGUUGAUAUGUCCCUCCCCGAGAACCAGAACCCGAAGCCACAGCUCGAGGAUAAUGAGUUUAUUGAAUGUUUUACGCUGCCGUUGGCUUCUUUGUUUGACGAGAUGAAGAAGCUUGAGAGUGAGGGAUAUGCGAUCGAUGCGCGUGUGGGGACGAUAGCAGAGGGUAUUGAGAUUGCGAAGAAGCUGAAGCUUUGA